AUGACAGUUCUCGAAAAUGAUAUAUCACCGGAGGACUUGAAAAAAAUUAAAGAGCUUCGGGAACUGGUCAAGGAUGAUAUAUCUCCGUAUUACGACACGGAUUUCAAUAUUCUCCGUUGGUUGCAAGGUCAUAACACACUGCCAUUGGCAGAGAUUGCCAGGAAAAUGAAAUUCCAUUUGAAUCUUCGUGCCGCCUGGAACCUGGAUGAACUUCACAAAAAGGAGAGAAACCAUCCCAUACACAAACAUUGGAAGUAUGGUAUCACUGGUCCAUCCGGCCACAUGGAAAACGUGAUUGUUAAUAUUGAACAGUGCGGAAAAACCGAUUACACUGGUAUGAUGGAAACUUAUUCCAUCCUCGAGGUGAUGAGAGCUCGUAUGGUGGACCUUGAACAGAUGCUGGCCCAUGUAAUGGAGAUGGAAGCAAAAACUGGAAAACAGGCUUGGAUCCUCUACGUCAUGGAUAUCACUGGUCUGCAGUAUAACAAAAAGCUGUACGACUUGGUGACUGGUUCGAUGAAAUCACUUGCUGAUUUUAUGGCCGACCAUUAUGUGGAAAUGAUUAAGUAUUUCGUUCCUGUCUGCGUACCAAGUUUUGCCACCGCACUCUACGUUGUCGUGCGCCCUCUGUUACCCGAAAAGACAAGAGAAAAGGUUCGACUAAUUGGAGAGACCAAUUGGAGAGAUGACGUGCUACAGUAUGCAGUUCACUCGUCAUUACCAUCAAUUUGGAAUAAUGAGGAUCACACGUUCGGAGGUUUUAUUGAGUUGCCAGUCUCAUAUCCAACAGAUGGAUACUAUUCAGCUAAGAAUCAUAGUGUCAUAAAAAAUGCUCAAACAAUCAAUGUACCUUAUGGAAAAAUCCACGUCGUCACGAAAUUCAUCAAACAAGGCGGCACCUUAAAAUGGUGGGUCCGCGGAAACCGCAACUUCGGAUUCGGCGUUUUCUACAGUGACGAGGAGCAAGUUUCCGAUUUUUUCAUUGCCAAACAAGUCUCUCCAUGUUUUCCAUGCAUGCCAGGACCGACUCUUGUCCCAAUGGAAGAUGAGGUUAUUGUCAAGAAGGAUGCCUAUUACCAUAUAUGGGUCAGCAACGAGAAGUCAUGGUGGAGAUCCUUAGAAGUGCAGCUUCUCGUGGAAUCCAAAUAA
Molecule: messenger RNA, 1149 nt
Organism: Caenorhabditis briggsae
Lineage: Eukaryota; Metazoa; Nematoda; Chromadorea; Rhabditida; Rhabditidae
Exons: 8
Coding region: 1-1149 (382 amino acids)
Source: RefSeq, a predicted model, not a curated record